Molecule: messenger RNA, 6571 nt
Organism: Marmota monax (woodchuck)
Lineage: Eukaryota; Metazoa; Chordata; Mammalia; Rodentia; Sciuridae
Gene: Adcy5
Product: adenylate cyclase 5
Exons: 21
Coding region: 547-4326 (1259 amino acids)
Biological process (GO): adenylate cyclase-inhibiting G protein-coupled receptor signaling pathway; adenylate cyclase-activating G protein-coupled receptor signaling pathway; cAMP biosynthetic process
Cellular component (GO): plasma membrane
Molecular function (GO): adenylate cyclase activity
Source: RefSeq, a predicted model, not a curated record
UGAGGAAAGGGCACCCGCUGCGUCUCCGUGCCGGGACCCCCGCAGAGCCGCCCUCGCCGCCACCUCGCUCCGAAAGCUGCUGGGCUUUGCUUAGGCAUUAUCUGCAAGCGCCGCGCCCGGGCAUUGCCAGCUCCGGGGAGGCGCCGCCCGCAAGGACACCUCUCCGUCCCGCCUCGUCCGCAACUCCGGCCCUCGUCGACUCGACGCGAGCCAGGGGUCUGGACGUCCCUCUGCGCGCGGCGCAGUAGCUGGAGCAGUCCCUGCUGCCCCAGCUCAGAGCCAACUCCACCUCGGACCUGGGACUCUUGACGCGGAUUCUCAGCUACUUCUCACCUCGGGGCUACGCCUGUCUCUCCGCUCACCCUCCGUUGCCCUCCUCCACCGCUCAGGACGGGGGUGCCAAGAUGCCCCGCUUCUGCGCAGGGCCCCGGGCCGCCCCCGACGUGUGACCCCAGCCUGGUCCCCCUGCUCGGCCGUCCGCCCUCCCCUUGGAGACCCCCGGCCCGGUCCCCGGGGGAGGAGGAAGACGACGAGGCCGAGGGGGGGAUGUCCGGCUCCAAAAGCGUGAGCCCUCCGGGCUACGCGGCGCAGACAGCUGCGGCGCCGGCACCCCGGGGAGGCCCAGAGCACCGCUCGGCAUGGGGGGAGGCCGAUUCCCGCGCCAAUGGUUACCCCCAUGCCCCUGGGGGUUCCACCCGCAGCUCCACCAAGAAACCCGGUGGGUCGGUGACCCCGCAGCAGCAGCGCCUGGCCGGCCGCUGGCGCAGCGACGACGACGACGAUCCUCCGCUGAGUGGUGACGACCCCCUGGCCGGGGGCUUCGGCUUCAGCUUCCGUUCCAAGUCCGCCUGGCAGGAGCGCGGCGGCGACGACUGCGGUCGCGGCAGCCGGCGGCAGCGGCGGGGCGCGGCCGGCGGGGGCAGCACCCGGGCGCCCCCUGCGGGCGGCGGCGGCGGUUCGGCGGCAGCGGCAGCUGCGGCGGGCGGGACGGAGGUGCGCCCCCGUUCGGUGGAGCUGGGCCUGGAGGAGCGACGGGGCAAGGGUCGCGCGGCCGACGAAGUAGAGGCUGGCGCCGUCGAGGGCGGCGAAGGGUCUGGGGAUGGCUGCAGCUCAGAGGACUCAGGAGGCUCAGGGCCCGGCGCGGUGCUGUCGCUGGGCGCCUGCUGCCUGGCAUUGCUGCAGAUAUUCCGCUCUAAGAAGUUCCCGUCGGACAAGCUGGAGCGGCUGUACCAGCGCUACUUCUUCCGCCUGAACCAGAGCAGUCUCACCAUGCUCAUGGCCGUGCUGGUGCUCGUGUGUCUUGUCAUGCUGGCCUUCCACGCGGCGCGGCCCCCGCUCCAGCUGCCCUACCUGGCCGUGCUGGCGGCCGCUGUGGGAGUGAUCCUCAUUAUGGCUGUGCUCUGCAACCGUGCAGCCUUCCACCAGGACCACAUGGGCCUGGCCUGCUACGCGCUCAUCGCGGUGGUGCUGGCCGUCCAAGUGGUGGGCCUUCUGCUGCCGCAGCCGCGCAGCGCCUCCGAGGGCAUCUGGUGGACGGUGUUCUUCAUCUACACCAUCUACACCCUGCUGCCCGUGCGCAUGCGGGCUGCAGUGCUCAGCGGGGUGCUCCUGUCUGCUCUCCACCUGGCCAUCGCCCUGCGAACCAACGCCCAGGACCAGUUCCUGCUCAAACAGCUCGUCUCCAAUGUCCUCAUUUUCUCCUGCACCAACAUCGUGGGCGUCUGCACUCACUACCCGGCUGAGGUCUCCCAGAGACAGGCCUUCCAGGAGACCCGGGAGUGCAUCCAGGCACGACUCCACUCGCAGCGGGAGAACCAGCAGCAGGAACGGCUCCUGCUAUCUGUCCUUCCCCGUCACGUUGCCAUGGAGAUGAAAGCAGACAUCAACGCCAAGCAGGAGGACAUGAUGUUCCACAAGAUUUACAUUCAAAAACAUGACAACGUGAGCAUCCUGUUUGCUGACAUCGAGGGCUUCACCAGCCUGGCCUCCCAGUGCACUGCCCAGGAACUGGUCAUGACCCUCAAUGAGCUCUUCGCCCGCUUUGACAAGCUGGCUGCGGAGAAUCACUGUUUACGUAUUAAGAUCCUGGGGGAUUGUUACUACUGUGUCUCGGGGCUGCCUGAAGCCAGGGCUGACCAUGCCCACUGCUGCGUGGAGAUGGGCAUGGACAUGAUCGAGGCCAUUUCGUUGGUCCGGGAGGUGACUGGGGUGAACGUGAACAUGCGCGUGGGAAUUCACAGCGGGCGAGUACACUGCGGUGUCCUUGGUCUCAGGAAGUGGCAGUUCGACGUCUGGUCUAACGACGUCACGCUGGCCAACCACAUGGAGGCUGGUGGCAAGGCAGGACGAAUCCACAUCACCAAGGCCACACUCAACUACCUGAACGGGGACUACGAAGUGGAGCCCGGCUGUGGGGGCGAGCGCAACGCCUACCUCAAGGAGCACAGCAUAGAGACUUUCCUCAUCCUGCGCUGCACCCAGAAGCGGAAAGAAGAGAAGGCCAUGAUCGCCAAGAUGAACCGCCAGAGAACCAAUUCCAUCGGGCACAACCCACCACACUGGGGGGCUGAACGCCCGUUCUACAACCACCUGGGCGGCAACCAGGUGUCCAAGGAGAUGAAGCGGAUGGGCUUUGAAGACCCAAAGGACAAGAAUGCCCAGGAAAGUGCAAACCCUGAGGAUGAAGUGGAUGAGUUUCUGGGUCGGGCCAUUGACGCCAGGAGCAUCGACAGGCUGCGAUCUGAGCACGUCCGGAAGUUCCUCUUGACCUUCAGGGAGCCUGAUUUAGAGAAGAAGUACUCCAAGCAGGUAGAUGAUCGAUUUGGUGCCUAUGUUGCCUGUGCCUCGCUCGUCUUCCUCUUCAUCUGCUUCGUCCAGAUCGCCAUUGUGCCCCACUCCGUGUUCAUGCUGAGUUUCUACCUGACCUGUUUCCUGCUGCUGACCUUGGUGGUAUUUGUGUCUGUGAUCUACUCCUGCGUGAAGCUCUUCCCCGCCCCGCUGCAGAUCCUCUCCAGGAAGAUCGUGCGGUCCAAGAUGAACAGCACCCUGGUUGGGGUGUUCACCAUCACCCUGGUGUUCCUCUCGGCUUUUGUCAACCUGUUCAUGUGUAACUCCAAGGACCUGGUGGGCUGCCUGGCGGAGGAGCACAACAUCAGUGUGAGCCAGGUCAACGCGUGCCAUGUGCUGGAGUCAGCCUUCAACUACAGCCUGGGCGAUGAGCACGGCUUCUGCGGCAGCCACUGGCCCAACUGCAACUUUCCCGAGUACUUCACCUACAGCGUGCUGCUCAGCCUGCUGGCCUGCUCCGUGUUCCUGCAGAUCAGCUGCAUCGGCAAGCUGGCGCUCAUGCUGUCCAUCGAGCUCAUCUAUGUGCUCAUCGUCGAGGUGCCCGGUGUCACACUCUUUGACAAUGCCGACCUGCUGGUCACCGCCAACGCCAUAGACUUGAGCAACAACGGGACCUCCCAGUGCCCUGAGCAUGCGACCAAGGUGGCCCUGAAGGUGGUGACGCCCAUCAUUAUUUCAGUCUUCGUGCUGGCCCUGUACCUGCACGCCCAGCAGGUGGAGUCCACUGCCCGCCUUGACUUCCUCUGGAAACUGCAGGCCACAGAGGAGAAGGAGGAGAUGGAGGAGCUGCAGGCCUACAACCGGCGGCUGCUGCACAACAUCCUGCCCAAGGAUGUGGCCGCCCACUUCCUGGCCCGGGAGCGCCGCAAUGACGAGCUCUACUACCAGUCCUGCGAGUGCGUGGCCGUCAUGUUCGCCUCCAUCGCCAACUUCUCGGAGUUCUACGUGGAGCUGGAGGCCAACAACGAGGGCGUCGAGUGCCUGCGGCUGCUCAACGAGAUCAUCGCCGACUUUGACGAGAUUAUCAGCGAGGACCGUUUCAGGCAGCUAGAAAAGAUCAAGACCAUCGGCAGCACCUACAUGGCCGCCUCCGGCCUCAACGACUCCACCUACGACAAGGUGGGCAAGACGCACAUCAAAGCCCUGGCCGACUUCGCCAUGAAGCUGAUGGACCAAAUGAAGUACAUCAAUGAGCACUCCUUCAACAACUUCCAGAUGAAGAUUGGGCUCAACAUCGGCCCUGUGGUGGCUGGGGUGAUUGGAGCUCGCAAGCCUCAGUAUGACAUCUGGGGAAAUACAGUGAACGUGGCCAGCCGCAUGGACAGCACUGGCGUGCCUGACCGCAUCCAGGUCACUACGGACAUGUACCAGGUGCUGGCUGCCAACACAUACCAGCUGGAGUGCCGCGGUGUGGUCAAGGUCAAGGGGAAAGGCGAGAUGAUGACCUACUUCCUCAAUGGAGGGCCCCCGCCGAGUUAGCAGCUGCCAGCAGUGGUGCCAGCAGCCUGGCCUCCAGAGGAACGGAAGCGGCUUCUCUGUGUGCCGCGUGGGCAGGUGGGGAGCCUGCGCUCCAGCCACGUGGUCACGCUGGUGAGAUUUCCCACUUUGACUUGGAAGCAGCCUCUGCCCUGGCUGGUGGGCGUGGCCUCCGGCCCAGGCCCUGGGUGCCAGCGUCCUGUUAGCACCAAGCUGACCAAAGAUGUUUCCCUCUGCAGAAGACUCCGCCGGACUUGAGCUCAGCCUCGAGUUCUCUGACAGGUGCUGCCGCUGAAGGGUGGAGGGCGCUGCUGGAGCUUUCGCAGCCCAGUGCACAGCGGCAGGCCCGCGGAGGGCCUCAGCCUAGGUGGGUGGGUAGGCGGGCUGGACGCUGCCCUGGGGGUACUCGGGGUCCCCCGGGGGUCUGUUUUCCACAUGAGCCUUUAAACUUCAGACAGAGGCUGCAGCCCCUGCUUCCUGGCGGUGCUCUGAGGCAGGAGAGCUGGGUUUGUAGGAGCCGUGGCCUUCGCCGCCAUCCUCUGCCCAUGCGUCCACGCACACAGACUGUGCCCAGUGAGGGAAACAGGACUCAUUAUGAGGGGGAGGCGAGAGGACGCCAAGCAAGCAGUGGUGGCUCUGAGAAAAAGAAAAUAUUUAUUAAAUAAAACAAAACAAGUUUUCUGUGCCCUUCUUUAGACUAUGCUAGUUGUAUGCGUGUAGGAGACACAAGCAGACGAGGAUGCCACUGGGGGGGAGGGGGGACCCCAAGUUGUCUUUUUUGUAUUUUUUAUUUUGUAUUAUUGAAAGCCUUGGAGAUCUAACAGAUAUACCAAAUUCUAUAUUUUGUAAAUUCUCUAUAUUAGAAAACAGCUGUGCACAGGGGGCGUUUGUGCUCACUUGUACUGUACCUAUGUCGGCGUGUGUCCUGGUGCACAUGUGCGUGUGUUCAUGCCAUGCAGCUGCCCUGCAGGGACCUUCCUCACCUCAGACUCGGCAGUUUUGGUUUUCCCAGGGGCAGUGUGUGUUCUUUUGGGGUACCCUACAUUCAGAUCAAGGAGGAAGAAGCAGACACACUUGACCCUCUCUCUUUUCUAACACAAAGGCAAAGACACAACCCACUUCCACUGAGUAAAAGCAGAUGGAAAUGAUAAGAAGAAAACAGCCACUUCUUUCCCAUCCCAGGCGGUUGGAAGCAAGGGGAACAGCUUCAGUCUGUGUGGGCAGCGUGGCCCCCACCUGUUCUUCUGCUUCUGGGGAUGUCAGAUGUUCGCGCCUGCAGAGGCAGCACCUAGGGACUCCUGGGAGCUUAGGGAUGGGCCAGGGCUGGGAGGAAGUCUAGCCUGCCAGUCUGCUUAGCUGGCCAAGGGGCAGGUGGCUCUCCCUGGACACCAUCCCUGUGACCUGGGAAUGCAAUGUGUAGGUUUCAGGUUUGGGGAAAGGGUGUGACCUUGCCCUCUACCUGUAAACCAGACAGAGGAAUGGGUAGAGCCCAGUCUUGGAGUCUGAGGGAAAAGCAGCAGAAGUGUCAUUUUGUCUAGUUUUUAUUUGAGGGGUGGGAAGGGAGCAGUUCAAUACAUGAAGGGGACAAAACUAUUUUUUAUAACUUUUGAGGGAGGCAUUUGAAAAAUGAUGUACUAGCACAGAGUUGUAUUUAAGCAGCAUCCUUAGGACCUGUUCCCAGAUCUUUUCAUUGCUUCUCAGGGCAGAAUUAUUCUUCCUGGACACUUGGAAGGAGACUGGACGGCAGCUAUUUGCUGGCUAUUGAGACCGUCCUUUAUGUCCACCGCAGCACCUUCCCCUCCUACGCCCCCCCACCCCAAUUUGAGCGCAGCUCUGAGAAGCAAAGCAUAUGGACCCCAAACUGCCAAGUCUGAGUGUGUCCCAAGCCCCUGCCACUCCACCUUUGAGUUCUGCAUCACUCCUCCAGCCCCUGGCACGGGGCUGCUCUCUCCCGCAGCGUCAUUCUCAAGUCCCCUGUCCUCCAUAUGGCCUGCCAGUGGUGCUUCCGGCCUGAGUAAAGUGUGCGUGCUGAGUUCAUCCCGUGUUCCCGCUGUUGGUCUCGGCCUUGUGGGGCCCUCCCCAUCCCAGCAGUGACUGGUGACAGCGUGCAGUGCUAGCUCUUUGUUCCCUCUAAGGGGUGUGCACUCUUUUUAUUCCUGCUCUUGCAAAAACGGAUACGAUUAUGAUUUCCCAUGGAAAUUGAAAAGUCUAUUUAAAUAAUUUAACUAUUAAACACUUUCACUGGUAA